Rhineura floridana is the source of this 1413-nucleotide messenger RNA. RefSeq names its product TOP6B like initiator of meiotic double strand breaks (gene TOP6BL). NCBI's taxonomy places the organism in Eukaryota, Metazoa, Chordata, Lepidosauria, Squamata, Rhineuridae. The coding region runs from base 1 to 1413 and encodes 470 amino acids. The transcript has 13 exons. The record is from RefSeq and is a predicted model, not a curated record. Gene Ontology annotation, biological process: reciprocal meiotic recombination; meiotic DNA double-strand break formation.
AUGAAGGUGGAGAGGGAGGAAGCAGGUUUGUGCAUGUGCUUGGGACUUCUUGAAGGCUCUUUACCAUUUCAGAUUUUAGAAUAUUUAAUCAUUCACAUUUCGUAUGAAACAGAAGAACAGUCAGAAGGAUUUUCUACAUUGGGAGGGAUACUUGUGAUUUGUGUGGACAUUGAAGAUUCUCUCCAGCAUGUGAAUCAGUCCCACUGUACAACAACUAUUUCAGCAAAAGGUGAUUUCUGCUACAAACUUCUCAGUGGUCAGAUGUGCAGAGAAAUGGAAGGUUUGCUGCCUGUAUGUCACAGCAAGAACCAGAGUGGAAAGGGAUGUCCCCAUGAAUGUAUACACACCAUGCCUUUUCAGAUCUCCUUUGAGGUCGAUGAGAAAGCUGGAAUUAUCAAGGAGGAUUGUUUAUCACUGAAGCAGUUCAUCCACCGGAUCAGCCUUCUGCACACCACAAUCAAAUUUCAUUACUGUGUAAAAGUGAAUGGCUCCACUUCUGCUGAGACCUAUAACACAGAGAGGGGAGCCAUCACAUGUUUGCCAAGUGAGAUAAGACUACUGAGUGACAGGAAUCAUUUUGUGAGGUCCGUAGCCAGGGAAGUGAUCUUGUCUUGUGACAAAAUCCACCCCAAGACAGGUGAGCCAGUUGGCCUCUUAAUCCCAGAUGAAGUAGCUGAAAGAGACUUCAGUGGAGAGCUGAAGCUCAUGCCUGUCGUAUCCCUGUGUCCCUGCCAGAAACCAUUCCCUAACAAGCCAGCACAGAUUGCUGCUCAAUAUAUCUUUGUUUAUGACCCAGCAGGCCUGCCUGUAUUGUUCCCCACAAAGGGGGCAUCAUGUUCUUUCUUUAAAGAUCCAUCAUGCCUAGCAGCGUGGGAGAGAUAUGGCUACCGGGCAACACUGAAUUCAGAUCCCCAUUGGGAGGAAGAUACUGCAAAACCUGAUGUCAGAUACAAGCUGCGUGCCAGCCACAAACAGGACCCAGAUACUCAGGAACAAACACUGCUGCUCUUCCUCUUUCUCGCUUACUCAGAUCAGUUUAAUGACAAGACAGUCUACAGUUUCUGGGACCGGCGAGUAAUCCUGUCACAUCUCUCUCCUAUUCUCUUGUGCAGCGAGCAAGCUGUGAAAGGCGCCAUCCAAGGAGUAGUCAGUGGGAUCCUGGAGCAGCACCACAAAGUGACCCAAGAACAGCAGAAACUGGCACAGUCUUUGCCCAUCAUGACAGAUGCCAUUUCCAGUAUAGUUUCCAGCAGCACUGACAGCGAAUUCAGAAGGAAGUGCCUUCAAACUUUGCAGGUUGCAGAUACCCAGGCGCUCCAGGUAACCAUCAAAGAGGCCUUCAACAAAGUCAUUCUUCAACAACAGAAACCCAGCAGCACAUGUGACAUCAGAAAGGCAAGUUUCUCUGCUUAA